Messenger RNA from Orcinus orca (killer whale), 4903 nucleotides. It is a transcript of the gene TSGA10, whose product is annotated as testis specific 10. The transcript is spliced from 20 exons. NCBI's taxonomy places the organism in Eukaryota, Metazoa, Chordata, Mammalia, Artiodactyla, Delphinidae. Bases 1606 to 4239 code for a protein of 877 amino acids. The record is from RefSeq and is a predicted model, not a curated record.
UUUUGUUUUUAUUUUAUUUUAUUUUAUUUAUUUUAUAUUGGCUGCAUUGGGUCUUUGUUGCUGCACGUGGGCUUUUCUCUGGUUGCGGUGAGUGGGGGCUACUCUUCGUUGCGGUGCGCAGGCUUCUUGUUGUGGUGGCUUCUCUUGUUGGGAACACGGGCUCUACGUGCGCAGGCUUCAGUAGUUGUGGCACACGGGCUCAGUAGUUGUGGCUCGCGGGCUCUAGAAUGCAGGCUCAGUAGUUGUGGCGCACGGGCUUAGUUGCUCCACAGCAUGUGGGAUCUUCCUGGACCAGGGCUCGAACCUGUGUCUCCUGCAUUGGCAGGUGGAUUCUUAACCACUGUGCCACCAGGGAAGCCCCUUGAAAUUGUAAGUUUUUAUUUGUUUUCUAUCUUUCUAGCUUCCCAAUCUAAUAUUGGUUCAUCCUUAUCCUAACUGUUUAUAAAUUUGUUUGGUAAGUGAAUAAAUGUUACAAUCUGAUAGUAUGAACUGAAACAGUGAUAGUAGUGAUGGAAGAAAUGUGUUUGAGAGAGAUUUUAGUGAAAAGAUCAGUAGGACAUGACGGCCAAUUAAAUAAGUUGAGUCAGUGAGAGGAAUUAGUAAUAAUAGUAAUUGUAAAUAAUAAUAAUAUAUAUAUAGCAGUUAUUAUUUAUUGCCAGGCACUGUUCUAAGUGCUUUACAUAUAAUAACUCAUUUAAUCCUCACAACAACUCUAUGAGGCAAGUACUGUUUUCAUCUCUAUUUUAGAGAUGAGGAAGCCAUGGCCAGAGAAGUAACUUGCCUGUGGUCAUGCAGCUAAGAAGGGGCAGAACAGGCAUUAUGAACGGAAGCAGUCUGAGGCUAAAGAACACGCUCUUAACCACUAUGCUGUGUUGCUUGCCUGUUGAGAAUGAUUGUGAUUCUAGCUUGGGUGUUUAUGAUGACAAUUUGCUGCUUACAAAGUACUUUACUUGCGUUCUCUGAGAUCUGUACAGGAACACAAGUUCCAUUCAAAGCUCCAUCUAGAGAUCACUGGAAGGUGGAAGAUAUUCAGGUAGCCUGAGGUGGAGAAACUGGCAUGCCAGGCAUGGGCAUUUCAGAUACACUGAUUUCUCUCCCUUUUUAUUGCCUCCAAAGUUAGUGUAGGGAAAGUCGCAGCUCUAAUAUGAUGGCUCACAAUUGUCAGGUAGACUCUUGGUCUCUCUAUACUUCUGAUUUCUAGACUAGACUGAUAGUAAACGUGACUGUUCAUUUUACCAAAAAGAAGAGGGAAGGUUCCAUUUUAUCUGCUUUAGUACACUGCUUCAUUAUCAACCUCUACAAAUUUGUAUUGACACCUUCCUGUUAGCUAAAGAACUGUGCAGAUUGAUGGAAUAGAGAGCUCUAGGAUAUUAUUUGUUAAGAUUCUAAUAACUGUGUGAGGAAGACAUAUCCAGAAAAAGUAAAUAGCUACAUAAAUUGUUCUAUUACCAAGAUAUUUGGAUGUCUCAAUGAAGAGGUGAUCACCGUUCGAUGGAGAAGACAGAGAAAACCUCCUAGAGAAUAUGGAAUUCAAGCUGAGCCUUAGAAGUGUCUUUACUUCAGUGGAGAAAAGAGUGAGGGCAAAGCUCAUGAACAAAAGAUAAUAUGUUUCUGAAUGUUACCACCAAAGAACAUGAUUUUGAUCUAGGGGCUCCAGUUUCUGAAGCUGAAAAACACCAGAAUAUUCUCCAGCUAGAACAAGAAGUGAGAAAUCAAGACAAAUUCAUUUCUUCACUGAAGUUACAGAUUGAAGAUCUCAAACAGACAAAUCAUGGCUUGGAAGAAUGUGUUAGGAAACUCUUGGAUGGUAAGGAGGUGGUAAGCAGUCAAAUAGAGGAUUUAACCAGCCACAAUGAGCAUCUUUGUCAAGAACUGAUUAAAAUUGACCAACUAGCAGAGCAACUAGAAAAAGAGAAAAAGUCUGUGGUGGAUACUGCCAACAAGGAACUUGAAGAAGCAAAGAUUGAACUCAUUUGCCAGCAAAAUAAUAUAAUAGUAUUGGAAGAUACAAUAAAAAGACUCAGAUCUAUAAUUUUAGAGACUGAAAAAGCACAAAAUAAAUCUCCUUCCAGACUUGAUUCCUUUGUCAAAACUUUAGAAGCAGACAGAGAAUACUACAAGAGAGAAGCUCAAAAUUUGAGAAAGAUGAUCAGAAGUAGAUCUAAAAGCCCAAGACGCCCAUCUCCAUCUUCCCGGGGUACAAAGUGUGAUGUAGAGCUUUUGAAGACAACAAGAGACCGUGAAGAGCUCAAAUGCAUGCUGGAAAAAUAUGAGCGUCAUUUGGCAGAAAUUCAGGGUAAUGUCAAGGUUCUCACAUCUGAGAGAGACAAGAGCUUUUUUCUGUAUGAGCAGGCACAGGAAGAAAUUGCCCGACUUCGACGAGAAAUGAUGAAAAGCUGUAAAUCUCCUAAAUCAACAACAGCACAUGCCAUCCUCCGGCGGGUGGAGACUGAGAGAGAUGUGGCCUUCACUGAUUUACGAAGAAUGACCACAGAACGAGAUAGUCUAAGGGAAAGGCUGAAGAUUGCCCAAGAGACAGCAUUUAAUGAGAAGGCUCACUUGGAACAAAGGAUAGAGGAGCUGGAGUGUACAGUUCAUAAUCUUGAUGAUGAACGUAUGGAACAAAUGUCAAAUAUGACUUUGAUGAAGGAAACCAUAACCACUGUGGAAAAAGAAAUGAAAUCACUAGCAAGAAAGGCAAUGGAUACCGAAAGUGAACUUGGCAGACAAAAAGUAGAGAAUAAUUCUUUGAGACUUUUAUAUGAAAACACAGAAAAAGAUCUUUCUGAUACUCAACGAUACCUUGCUAAGAAAAAAUAUGAGCUACAGCUUACUCAGGAGAAAAUUAUGUGCUUGGAUGAAAAAAUUGAUAAUUUUACAAGACAAAGUAUUGCCCAGCGAGAAGAAAUCAGCAUUCUCGGUGCAACCCUCAAUGAUCUGGCUAAAGAAAAGGAAUGCCUGCAAGCAUGUUUGGAUAAAAAAUCUGAGAAUAUUGCAUCCCUUGGAGAGAGUUUGGCAAUGAAAGAAAAGACCAUUUCAGGCAUGAAGAAUAUCAUUGCUGAGAUGGAACAGGCAUCAAGACAGUCUACUGAAGCCCUAAUUAUGUGUGAACAAGACAUUUCCAGAAUGCGUCGGCAAUUGGAUGAAACAAAUGAUGAGCUGUCUCAAAUUGCCAAGGAAAGGGAUAUCUUGGCUCAUGAGAAUGACAGUCUCCAAGAACAGUUUUCUAAAGCUAAACAAGAAAACCAGGCACUGUCUAAAAAACUGAAUGAUACUCAUAAUGAGCUUAAUGACAUUAAACAGAAGGUUCAAGACACUAAUUUGGAGGUUAAUAAACUGAAGAAUAUAUUACAGUCCGAAGAAUCUGAGAACCGGCAAAUGAUGGACCAACUCCGAAAAGCCAGUGAAGAUGCUGAAAACUGGGAAAAUAAGUGCCGUCAAGCAGAGGCAGAUAACAGUACCCUCAAAUUAGAACUUAUCACUGCUGAGGCAGAGGGUAACAGAUUAAAAGAAAAGGUAGAUGCCCUCAACAGAGAGGUCGAGCAGCACUUAAAUGCAGAACGGUCUUACAAGUCUCAGAUUGCUACUUUACAUAAGUCUGUUGUAAAGAUGGAAGAGGAGCUUCAGAAGGUUCAGUUUGAAAAAGUGUCUGCCCUUGCAGACUUGUCUUCCACAAGGGAACUUUGCAUUAAACUUGACUCAAGCAAAGAACUUCUUAAUCGACAGCUGAUUGCUAAAGAUCAAGAAAUAGAAAUGAUGGAGAAUGAGUUGGAUUCUGCUCGUUCUGAAAUAGAACUCCUCAGGAGUCAGAUGACAAAUGAGAGAAUCUCCAUGCAGAAUCUAGAAGCUUUGCUGGUGGCCAAUCGAGACAAAGAAUAUCAGUCUCAGAUAGCACUUCAAGAAAAAGAAUCUGAAAUUCAGCUUCUUAAAGAACACCUUUGUUUGGCAGAAAGUAAAAUGGCCAUCCAGAGUAGAGAUGUGGCCCAGUUCAGGAACGCCAUAACGCAGUUGGAAGCUGAUUUAGACAUUACCAAGAGACAACUAGGGACAGAGCGCUUUGAAAGGGAAAGAGCUGUGCAAGAACUUCGCCGCCAGAAUUACUCAAGUAAUGCUUAUCAUUUGAGUUCCACAAUAAAGCCAAAUACAAAAUGUCACUCACCAGAACGUUCUCACCAUCGAUCUCCUGACCGAGGCCUGGAUCGAUCAGUAGAAGAGAAUCUUUGCUAUAGAGAUUUCUGACACGUGAAAAGAUUCUUCAUAUCCUUGGGAGAGGUCAAAGUUUCAAACUGAUUUUUUUCUUGCUAUAUGAUUGCAUUUAUCUUUUGAAUGCUUGACAAUGUUAAAUGAAUUUAUUAACGUUGUGCCUCUGAAUCUCUGUUUUCAUGUGCCAUAUCGCAGUGAUCUGAGAUGACUUGUAAAAAACAAAAAUGCAUAUGUCUCUUUCUAUCCAUACAGUAAUAGUGAGUGUAAAACCUGCUUACUUCACUAUUGAACACUGUUAUGUUAACUCUCCGGAGUAAAUAAAGAAGAUUAUAAAAAGGGGGAAAAGCGUUUUUACAAAACUGAUUUUUUCUUUGUGAUUUAUGCUUUCAUGGCUGGACAAGUUGUGCCACAAUAGGUGCAGUGUACCAAUACUGGCCUGGGACCCCAUAUUCCAUUUUGGAACCAACGUGACAUUAACUCUAGGCCAUAAUCUAACUUCAAAGCAGUAGAUAGUACGAGUGUGUCAGGGUUUUUAAAUACAUAGUGUUGUACCACUAAUUAACAUACAUUUUCUACAAUUGUUUACCCUUACUAUUUUUAGAAAGGUAGGUGAUGCUAUAUCUGUCAAGAAUGUAAAAAUUUUUAAAAAGUCUGUAUUUUUAAUAUGUUUUUCUUUAAAAUAUUAAAAUACUGCAGUCAA